AUGCCUCGAGAACGAUUUUAUCAGAAGUUAGGCCUCGACUUGGUUCAAGCCACUCAAAAUGAACUGGAUUUUCUACAGCAGGUGGACGAAUGUCCAUCGCUUUACAAGAGCUCGGCUCUAAAAAAUGCUAUCAGACGAUAUGAAGUGUUUUGGUUGCCUCUUGCUGCCAGAGAGGGUUAUGGGAGCAGAUUCCUCGCCGCUCCAUUAGAUAUUGCAUGGGUGUGGCACGUUCAUAUGUUGUCGCCGUAUAACUACGAACAAGAUUGCCUCAAUUGUGUCUCAAAAAUAGUCGACCAUGUUCCUCUUGGGGACCUUGAACGCAAACGCGGUUUAGAAAAAGCGAGGUACCUGUGGGAAAGGGAAUACCCAGAUGAGCCGUUUGAAAUCGAUUUAUCUCAAUCACAGAUUGUACAGGUGGAUUGCAACAACUCUAAGAUUCAAUACGAUUUAGAAAGAGGAUGUUACCGCCAGUCCAAAUUCUAUUAUCAAGUAUCUUUGCCUCAUUACAGAGAUGCUAAAUUUCUAGAGAAGGCUGUUGAGCGAUAUGAACACCAUGUUAUGUUCAACAAACAAAAUCCAGAGGUAUUUGUCGUUCCAUGUUACGAUUUCGAUCUUAUUUGGCACGUGCACCAGCUUCAUCCGGUAAACUACAAUGAAACAACAAAGCGUUUCCUUGGACAGGUGUUACACCAUGAUGAUUCUGCAACGAGCCGCAGUCCAGGAUCUCUGCUGUGUGACUCAGAGGCAAAGACAAGAUCACUGUGGAAAGCUGCAGGUUUGCAAUUUGCCUUGCCGGGGACCAUGUACAGAGGAGAUCCUCCGGACCCUCUUCCUCCAAGAUCAAGGUGGUCGUACGUUCCACUUGCUCGCCGUGAAUAUGUAGUGGACAUUCUUCAGGUAGAAACAUUCAAUAUGAAUAAGAAAACGUUUCUUAUUCAAUUAGAGGACCCCCAACAAGAUGAAAUUUUUUCACACAGUUUUCAAGGUAAGCCGUAGCUUAACCCGCCUACAAUAUUACCAAGAACGAGCGCCAUGGCCCUUGUUCAAUUCACUCCUUUAUGUCUUCCGACUGAUAUCAACAGAUGUUUCUAGCAUGCAUUUAUCCGAACAAACACAUCAACUCAAGGCCCAGGGGGUGAAAAAUUCAGUGAAACUUGGAUAAGCGGUCACCCUUUGGGAAUGUCUUAGGGCCUGUUUACAUGGAAGUGGGGAACCCCAGGUAGGUGAGGUAACCGGCUUAGGUGGAGUGAAAAAAUAACCCUCCUUUACAUAUAAUCUUACAACCCCGCCACCUCGGGGUGCACAUUUUCAAGAUUAUUGAAUGAUCGCUAAGCACGUAAACAAGAAAAAUGCUGCAAAACCUCGUGUUUUGGCGAUUAAUGCUCUUCUACACUCACGUGCUGCUCUUGCUGCAACCUUCAGUGCUGUGGCUUUCUAUUGCUACCUUUAAUAAUGAUGCAAAGCCACCGCCAAAAUGAACUUUGCUCGAAUUUGAUGUAUUCCGAAUCCGACCCCUGCUAGGCGGGUUACCCCACCUUGAAACGUUCACAUGCAAACUUUGAACCCGGCUGAGAGGGUCACCCGGUCUGGCAGACCGGGCUACCCACCUAGGCGGGUCACCCCAGCUAUCACGUAAACGUGAUCCAAGUAAAAUGAGAGAUUAUAUGGACAGGUGGGUUACCCCACUUAAGCGGGUUGCCUCACCUACCUGGGGUCCCCCAUUUCCAUGUAAACAGGCCCUUACUGACCGCUUCAGGUUGACCAGAAAAUGCAGGAGGUCAAAGAGCGAAAUAUAUAUCCCACGACAAAUUGACCUCCAGCUGUUUCCACCUCUUCUUGGGCCAAAAGAAAGAACGUUAAACUUGACGCCAUACACAGUGCGACCUGUUGCACUAGUAUGGCACGUCUUCUGAAAGUGACCGUUUGAUAGAGGUGAAGACAAUAAAAAAUAGAUCUAGAGAGAUUAAGAGUCACGUUUACGACAAACGGAAAACAUCAGAUUCAAGGUUGAGAAUUUCUCAGAAUAAAAUUUGGAAAAAUAAGCCGAUAAAAACUGUCCAAAAAAAUUCUUAUAGAUAAAACUGGCGUAAAACUACUUAUUUUUGAGUACAAGUAAUAAACAGAAAACGGGUCUUGUGGUACAAAUUCACGUUUACCGUUUGGGGUAAAUGUAACUCUUAUAAGAGUUUAAGCAUCACGUAUACGGCAAACGGCAAACUUCAGAUUCAAGUUAAGAAUUUCUCAAAACACAAAAUGAGCAGAUAAAAGCAGCUAAAAACAAUUCUUAUGGAUAAAAAAAUUGCGUGAAACUACUAAUAUAUGUGUUGAAAUAAUGGAAAGUAAACGUGGAACAAAUUCACGUUUGCUGUUAGACGUAAACGUAAUACAGAGACCUUAAGAUCGAGGUUUGCGAGCGCUUGAGAUGACGAACAUUUUCUGUCCGUUUCGUUUGUUAGCAGUGGCGGAUCCAGGGGAGGGGUCCAGGGGGCCCGCCCCCUUACUUUUAGACCGAACUGGGGCCCGAAGGGCCGAAAAAAAAAUUGAGACGAGGCCCCCCCUUAUCUCAGGGUCUGGGUAACCGCCUCCUCCCCCCCCCGCCCCUUCCCACUCUCCCCUCCUUUUCAGAGGGUCUGGAUCCGUCACUGGUUAGUUAUCACCACUCUGGAUGUUUUUUUCCGUUGAAAUAACUCUAAAAGUUGUUUUGAUUAUUUUCCUUUGAAGGUAACCGUGCGGUGAAGAAUCUAAACACUAAGCGCUUCAGUGUAGAUAAUGGCGAAAACCACACACUCACAGCUAAGAUAUACCGCAAAAAGUUACUUUUGCAAAGUGAUUUUAUUGCUCAAUCCUCCGUGAGUGUGCUAACAUUCCUCGAUGCUGCUCCAGUCAGCGGGGCGUUAACUGCAUCUGUUACGGUUUCCUUCAAAGAUGACGAUGGUCAGUAUAUGGCACAGAUAACGAUGAUAAUCAGUCCUGCAGCUGUUCAAGAAUACAACUUUGAAUUUAAAACUGGCAGUUUCUAUGCUCAUAAGCAUCCCUCGGAGGUUCUUAAUAAUCCCCAACUUGUGCUGCCUCCUAAAGAUCUGGCAAAACCGAUGUUGGUGUGCAGUUCAUCUUCAGAACAAAUAGUUGAUUGGAGAGAAGCUGAGGCGUUCAACUAUCGUAUAGUCCAUUCCAGUUAUGGACUGAUAUCUGCUGUUGAGGUCCUAAAUCGGGAACAGCAAGUCGUUGCUUCAGCUCAUACCAUCAACCAAAGUUUAUUGCCUCAGGCAGAAGCCGUUCAAGAUGCAAACAAGUGCAUAGUCUUGAAUCAAACGGAAGGCGAGAGAGCCAUGCUUAUUCGAGGAGAGAAUAAAGACUGGGGCGUGUGUAUCGGAAAAUGGCAGGAGGAAAUUACACCAAAGGAUGCGAAAAAAUACGUAGUAAAUAGGUUCGUUAGCAUCAGGUUUUUUAAACUGUUUCGUGAACAAGGUUGGUGCCUUGUGAGAAAAUCGGGCGGAAUCUUUGUGAUUAAAGUGGACUCCAACACGGUGAUGAGACUGAACAUGACGAACAGCAAAGUGUACAUUUCUCCACACGCUCAAGCCAUUCCGGAGGUUCUGGCUCUUUCACUGUCAAUAGCUGUUCUUCAUCUGCUCUGUAUGCCUUACGUGCCUCAAGAAGGGUUGGAAUCAAGUCACGAUGACCAGAUAUCCGUAAGGGAUCCGAUCAUAUCACCCAUGUUACUCGCUGCUGGUUUCUAUUGUCGUAUUGUGCCCACUAAUGUGUACAUGAACCGCGUACUCGGUAAAGAUUCCUGCGCUUCCUGUGGAGGCUACUAUGGACUUGCUACUUAUGAUUUCAACGAAGAUCCGGUUCUUGAGUGGAACAAAGGACCGGUAAGCAGAAGGAGGAGCUCGAGUGAAAGUGCUUCAGGAAAAGAUGAUCAAGAAGAAGAGCUUUAA
Messenger RNA from Porites evermanni, 3941 nucleotides. The record is from the annotation of a GenBank genome assembly. NCBI's taxonomy places the organism in Eukaryota, Metazoa, Cnidaria, Anthozoa, Scleractinia, Poritidae.